This is a messenger RNA of Ctenocephalides felis (cat flea), 3247 nucleotides long. Its product is annotated as enhancer of mRNA-decapping protein 4 homolog. The transcript is spliced from 16 exons. Gene Ontology annotation, molecular function: protein binding. The annotation marks the transcript as partial. Gene Ontology annotation, cellular component: P-body. NCBI's taxonomy places the organism in Eukaryota, Metazoa, Arthropoda, Insecta, Siphonaptera, Pulicidae. Gene Ontology annotation, biological process: deadenylation-independent decapping of nuclear-transcribed mRNA. The record is from RefSeq and is a predicted model, not a curated record.
GGGGAGUUACAGUUGCAAUUUUGCAUUGUUUUGUAUUUUUCUUGUCGUUUUAAAUGUUUGACGUGUAUUCAUCAAGUUAGAGUUUAUUUAAUAAACGUAAACAAAAAAACAUUAGAGACAUUCUCAUUAUUUACCAGAUAUGGCUGAGACACAAACUAUAAAUUUUGAUGGAACUGAAGAGAACCACUUCUAUGAAAUCACAUCAGAUGAUGUAGAAAUAAUAAGUAGUUCAGGAAAACAUGAACUUGGCUGUUCUAAAGUUACUUUGAAAAAUACUGUAGACUUUAACUGGGAGCAUAAAUUGUAUUUGGGCCAUGUAGUAGCUGUUCAUAUGCUCGGAAAGCAUAUUGCUUAUGGAAUUAAAGCGAAAUCUGGUGGAAUGGUUCGUGUUAUAAGAGAUAAUUGCCCCAUAAGAGGUAUAAUAAAAGGAUAUGCAGGGCAACCUCAAGAUUUAGCUUUUGCUCACAUAGAAGAAGAAAUUAUUUUAGCUAGUGUUGAUGAGGAAGGAAAUUUGUUUGUUCAUAGUAUUGAAACUCCUGAUGUUAGUUGUGUGCUUAAGCUGCAUAUUCCAUAUAAAUCACCUUCGCCUAUGACACAUAGAGUUAUCUGGUGCCCAUAUAUCCCAGAACCUGAUUCUGCCGGUGAAGUAGAUGAGGAUACUGCUAAAUUACUUGUAGUAACACAUGGAUGUGAUGCUGUUGUGAUAUCAGUAAAUACUGUGAUUGAGACUUAUGGCCCCGAUCCAUUAGCAAAGGGCCAUGACAUUAUAGAAGGAAUUUUAGAGUUGCUCGAUGAGCAUACUAAACCAAUAACGGAUGCAAUGUUUGCACCGGAUGGAACUCUAAUAGCCACAACAUCUGGUUCUGGUGAAGUCAAGUUUUUUCAAGUAUAUAUGCAUGUGGAAAAAACCACCAAUACACGUUGUCUUCACCAGUGGAAACCACAUGACGGAAAACCUGUUUCAUCCAUUUUCUUCUUAGAUAAUCAUCAGAAUCAUAAUCCUACGGUUGAAUAUUGGAAGUUUGCUAUAACGGGAUGCAAUAAUAACUCAGAAUUGAAAUUAUGGUCAUGCCAAUCAUGGUCUUGCUUGCAAACCAUUAUAAUUAAACCGAAUCCUAACAUGAAGCACUUGAAUGGAAAUUUAACAUUAAAAGCUUGUCUUGACAAAUCUGCACAAUACUUGAUUUUAUCUGAUAUUUAUAACCGUAUAAUGUACAUUAUGCAAAUAAUUAAAACUGAAGAUGAAUCACAAGCAUUUAUAAAAAGUGUGUCUGAAUUUUUGUUACCGUGUAGUGUUCUUAGCUUCGAUGUAGUUGAAACAGGGUUGUUAAAGUACAAGUAUAUGAAUAACACUGAUGAUAUGUAUGAAUUAGAUGAUGAAGGAAUGGAUGAUGAUUUAAUCUCUGCAUCGCCAGUAAAUAAUUCCACGUUGGGUCAAUUUCAGUCAUACAAAGGAGUGUUUGUGAGACUGUAUGUCGUACAGCCCAAGAGUUUACAGGAAUGCAGAAUAAUUUAUCAUCCGCAGAUAAAUUACAGUACAACUAUAAACAUGAUGAAUACAGAUAAUUAUGCAUUCACUGAUAAUCUUGCAGAUAUAUCAUCGAUUUCUGUAAAUAAUCAUGAUGACCAAAAUAAUAAAACGAAUGAUGACAUCAGUAAGACAUUAUUGAAAGAUUUAGUAAAUAUUACUAAUGAUUUUAAUGAUUUGUCUGUCCAACAAUCAACACCUUUGCAAAAUGUUCAAUCACAAACCGUUCCUUCUCAUAUAAACUUGAUGACUCCUGAUGCUUUUAAUAAUUUAAAAAAAGAAGUACCAGCACAAAAUAUCAAUGUUGAUUCUGCAGAUGAAAAUAAAAUCAACAAUGAAAAUUCAUUAAAAGCAUUUGAUGGGUCUGUUCUGGAAGCGAGAGUUAGUUCCAGUCCAAAAAUGAAUCAAAAGCUGUUUGAUGAUCUAAUGUACCUUGGUGCAAAGAGGCUUGAAGAAGUUGAAGCACCUUUGGCAACGUCUGAAUCUUUUGAAAAAAAAGCUACUAGAGACAAUUUAGCCAGUGGUGGAUCUAGUCCUAGCCGAGAAGUGCAAGAAAUUUUAUCCUUGAAAGAUUCCAGAUCUGAUUUAUUAGAUUUUGAUCUGAUUGAUAAUGGAGAUAUCCAAGAAACUUCUAAUGAAGCUAUAAUACAAACGUUGAAAACUGUAGUUCCAGUUCCUGUGCCAACAAGUAACACAGAUAUUAGCAAAGAAGAUAAAGGAUGGCCGUGUCCACCAGUGGUUGAGCCAAUGCAGGUUUCAGAAUCUACUUGCAGUGGUGCUAGUAAUUCCAUCGGCAGUUCAAAUGUAUUUGCAACAUAUACAAGUACAAAAAAUCAAACAUUGGAUGAUAAUCAAAGCAUUUCCAGUUCCCUGGACAAAGUAUUAUCGAUUCUAUCACAACAAACAAAACAAAUACAAAAUUUGCAAUUGGAGAUACAAAAGAUACGAGAUAAAGAGUCUGUUUUACAUAACACUUGUACAGAGAAUAGUAAUAUUGGUAGAAACAUGGAAAUUAAUUUAGAAAAAGUUGUGGAGCAAGCAAUGAUGAAAGCCCAUAUGCAGCAGGCUUCUUCUCUAGAUUCUCUGAUUACAAAAAUGACAUCAUCAAUGAUUUCAGAUCUUCAUCGUACAGUCUCUGAAACUCUCAUGCAAAUUUUGAACCAGCAAAUGAUAGAUAAAUUUUCUACAAACUGCACAAUAGAAAUUCAGCGAAGCGUUGUACCAACUGUUGUUACAUCUUUAGAUAAAUUGAAACAAGCGAUGCAGCAUGAUAUGUCUAAGAAACUUACAGCAACUGAUCACUUUAAGGAAACUGUUGAAUUGCUCACAAACUCAUUACUUAUGGCAUCGCAAAGCGUUUUAAAUAAUACGUUGAGAGCUCAAAUGGAUACAUUUCUGAUACCAUCGUUUGAAAGGGCAACUAAUCAAAUGUUUAAACAAAUACAUGAGACAUUUUCACAAGGGACAAAAGAAUAUCUCAAUAACUUUGAGCUGGCUUUGGAAAAAAAUAGGCGUCAACUGGAUAAAUCAAAGGAUGUCAUCUAUCGUAUGGACCAAUUAUCAGAAAGCCUUAAAGCCCAUGCUGAGACUACAAACACCAUAAAUAAGUAUGUUCAUGAAUCUGUCUCCAAAACAAUGAAGAUCAUGCAGGACAAUUUAAUAAAGAACAUAAGUGAUCAUAUAAAUAUGGCCUUCUCCAAGCAAUCUGAGGAACUAGAA